Caenorhabditis angaria is the source of this 5075-nucleotide messenger RNA. The record is from the annotation of a GenBank genome assembly. Lineage: Eukaryota; Metazoa; Nematoda; Chromadorea; Rhabditida; Rhabditidae.
AUGCCGAAAAUAAAUCGACGACUGGUUUAUCUAUUUCUACUAAUUUUCGGCGCAAUUUUGAUAUUUAAAAGUGGUUUCAAAGAAACGACACAAAGCAUCAAAAAGCCUUUUGGUAUGUUUUUAUUCUGAAAAGAAUUUCUUCUGAGAAUUUCAUGAUGGGAAGCAAAAAUAUUUAAAAAAAAACAAAAUUUCAAAUUUUUUGAGUGAAAAACGUGAACAUGCCAAUCUCAUUUUCCAAAAUGAUUAUUCAUUUCUUAUUUUUGCAGCAAAAAAUCCGGUGCCUGAAAUUGACGAAGAAGAAAAAUGUUAUUAUGAUGAUUCGUGUUCUCUUCCCCAAAUGUUGUUUCGAAUUCGGACAGAAACUGAAAAAUGGCCGCCGUUUGCAUGUUUGAAUGAUAUAAGGUAACUUUUUCGAUUUUCAAUACAUCUGAAUCGAAAGUUUUUGAAAAUAGGCUGAUUUAGCUUUUGAUCAUUCUGAAAAUUGAUCUAAAAGCUAUAAAUUUAUAUUUUUAUCUCAAACUUCUAUCGAAAAUUCCCUAAUUUUUCAGAUUAUUUGAUAACUCAAUAAUCGAGCAAGGAAUAAAUGUGGCUGUUUUGAACGGAUCUGAUGGUGAUAUUCUUAUUCGAGACACUUUUGAUGUGAAAACGACGGAUGAGAAGUUCAUGAAAUGGUUGAUGUAAGAUUUUUCACACAGAGAUUAUUUUCCUAUAAUUUUACCUGAUUAUCUUCAGAACUUACAAAAGAAGUUAAUCUUUCCGUUUUGUUCCGAAAAUCGUCCAUUUUCAAAAAAAUAAAUCCCAAAAUUUCAGAGCCCUUCCACAUGCCGCAAUCCUUGUGGUCGCAUCUUUCGGCGAUGUUGCCGAACACGUUUCCCGAGACACGCGUCAAAUUCUCGCCGCAUUUGGCGCAUCAGAAAUCGAUAAUUGGCGUGGUGGAAGUGCUUAUAUUUUAAUCGGUCAACGUGGAAUUGCGAAACGCGAAGCAAAAGAGCGAAUUUCACCAUUUUCGAAAAAAUCUGGAAGUAUUUUUUGAGGGAUGUUUCGAUUUACCAUUAGCUGAGACGAAAAUUGUGAAUUUGACAAGUUUCGGAUUGAAUCGAGGAAAAAAGCUGAAUGAAACUGUUUUGGCCGAAAUUUCGAUGGAAACGAAAGGAAAAACAUUGAAUCAGGGAGAAUUUAAAAUGGGAAUCAAGUGGAAAAAUUGUGGAAUGACAGAAGAAUGUGAAGAUGGUAAGAGUUUUUGAACUGAAAGCUCUAUUCUUAUGUUUUUAGACACUAUUCCGAUCCAUUUGUUUUCUGGUGAACAAAAAGAUGAUAAUCCGAAAAUGUGUAUUGGUGGAAAAAUGAUAUUUGACAAGGGAUUGAAUAAUGCGGGAAGAGGAUUGAAUUUAGCGAUUUUGGAACCGAAAACUGCCAAAAUUAAAGAUGUUAAACGAUUUGACACUUAUCAAGAUGGUAAGGAAAUUUGGGUGAAAUCUAACAAAAUCUAAGUUUUAAUUUCAAAAAAAUUCAAGCAUUAUAAUCAACGAAUUUGUUUAUUUUGCACAGGGUUUCUCUUACUGAAUAUAACUAUAAUAAUCUCCACCUUCUUAUUUUUCACCAAUUUUUUCUUCCAGAAUCGAAAAAUCUAGAAGAAUGGCUUGAUGCAAUUCCAACUGGGUAUAUAAUUGUUGGUGUUAGCUUUGAUGAAGCAUCAAAUAUGUUAUCCGAAAUGGCAAAAAGAAUAUUAUAUGAAAUGGGUUCAAGUAUGAUUGAGAGACUGAAAUUCCGUGCUGCUUGGUAUUUUGUGGGACAAAAAGGAAUUGGCGCAUAUUCACCAUUUGAAGAUUUGAAUAUUCCAACAGGAAAUACGUGGGCAACACCAGUUCGAACUUCGAUUUGUUUGCCAAAGUCACGUGAGUUUUUUAUAUCUCGAGAAAAAUGAAAAAAAAACAUAUUUUAUAGUUAUCAAAAAAGCGGCUGAUUCUCUACCCAAUGAUGCACGAAACUUGCCAAAACGUCAUUUUUGUGCAAAAUAUGAUAGACAUGAAGAAUUUUGUGAUUCGGAAAAUCUUGAUACACCAAUAAUCCCGAAAAUUCUACAAAAUGAAAAACGACAAAAUGAGGCGAUUUUCAAUGUUCCAAUUAUAAUUGCAGCUGGUUUAGCACCGGAUUCACUUCGAGCAACACUUGAAACAUUAAUCAAACAAGAAGGUAUCAAUAUGCAAAUGGUUCUUGUUUGUUUUGAUAAAGAAUAUAUGGAAAGUGCCGAUUUGGCUGCAUUGUUUCAUGUGAAAAGUGUGGCGAUUAGUGCAGGAGCUGAUUAUAAUGGUCAGUGUUUUGUUGUUUGAAAUAUGACAUUUUUAUUCGGGAUUGAAGAUUCAGAGUCUCACAAAAAUUACAAAAAGUCUGAUUUUUUUUGUUUUAGAAAUUUAAAAUUUUGUGAGGUCAAAUUCCAUCCACAAGUUUUUCGAGAAUCUACAAAAAAUCGAAAAAAAAUUUCAAGCUAAUAAAAAAUUUCGGGAAACUAGUAUACUCUUCGCGAAGUGUAGUUGGAGAGAUUCUCAGGGUUCCCAACUGUUAUACUUUUGAUGUGAUCUAUUCUCAAAGUCAGUGUUAGAGGGGGGAGGGUUCCCAUUUUGAAGAAAACAAUUCCAUGAAGUUACAAUAAGCGUGUUCCAAAAAUUGCAGCGCUCACACCCCAAAAAAAAAGAAAAUUCUCAGACAAGUUGAGCGAUUAAUCGGUAAGCAAAGUGAGCUGACGAUUAAUCGUCUGAACAAAAUUAAUACAGGCGAUUAAUCGCUCAGCCAGCAGCUAAUUCAAGUUGCUUAGCGAUUAAUCGCCCAAUUUCUCUGAGUAAAUAAAAAAAUUCACGAAUACUUCUACCGUACCCCUCAUCAAAGGCGCACACAAAUUUUCUCCCGUGUCUCACAACGCGCGUUGAUUUUUCAAAAAACGAAGCGGUGUUUGCACAAAAAGAAACAUUUAAUGUGACGCCAAAUUUUCAGUGAUUUCGUUUUUUAUAAGGGGAGGACAUUUUUAAUCAAACAUUUUCUGGGUUUUAAAAACAAAAUAAAUUUUUUUCUAAGGUUCAACCUCCCGUUUUUCAGCCCAUCUCCUUUCUUCAAUGUCAACAGCUCUUUCAAUUUUCCCGGAUUCCGAUUCAUUUAUUGUUAUCGAAGAAGAUGUCCAAUUAUCUGAUGAUUGGCUUUUCUAUUUUUCAACAAUUUAUUCAACUUUCAUCGAAGAUAAAAACAUCGAUUUUGCACUGGCUUUGAAUCCAAAUGGAUUUGUCGAUUCUUCUGGCGAACCAUCAACAAUUUAUCGAAUUCAAGAUCAACAACCGAUUGGAUCUUAUAUUAUUAAGAGAGAUUUGUAUGAAAAACAUAUUAGAUUGAGAGAAUGUGAGUUGAUUUUUUUUUGGAUUUAAAACUUGAAUCAUACCUGAAAUCUCCAUAUUGUAUUUCAGUUUGCUGUUUGGAACAUCGUAAUUGGGACCUUCGACCUUCAACAUCUCUAGUUCCAGCUUUAUCAAGAAUUUCAAUAACUGGAUAUUUAUUGGAUAAAAAUAAUGUGUUAUUUUCCAGAGAAAGAAUCGCGUCGUAAGUUUUCUUUGAUUGGCUAAAAAUUUUAAGUUUUAUUUUAUAAUAUAUUCAGAACUUCCCCCGCCAAAUUGACUGCUGAAUAUAUAAAUGUGGAAUAUUAUCAGAAAUUUAUCGAGAAUAUUCUGAAAACAACCCCAAAUUCAAAUAUCGAUGAAAUUUUGAAUAUUGGAUGCGAAAAAUGGAAAACUUCUCAAAAAGCAUCAAAAGUUUUGAAAUUUGAAGAUGUCUCAAAAUUGGAACAAAUUUUCGAUUGUCUCAAACUUUAUCACACUCCAAAAUUGUUGAAAAAUAAUCGAGUUUUCAGGUUUAAUUUGGCAAAAAAUAUAGAGAUUUUUAUAGUUAAAAAUUAGCUUUUUUAUUAUAUAUUUGUAAUUAGAAAAUAUUCAGAAAACGGGUAUUAUGUUGCUUGCCUUGUCAAAAAUAUGUGUAUAAUUCAAUGAAUAGCAUAAUGAUUUAGAUUUUUAAAAUUGCAAAUAAAUAUUUUUUAUAUCUUUUUUUCUCUGUUCUCUCUUCUUGGUUAUUUGACCAGUUUUUAUCUCUCGUUUUUUGUGCUGACGUUGAUUUUUAUUUUUUUCAAAUUGUGUUUUUGGAUUUUGAAAUACAUAAUUUCUGUAAAAUUGCCCCUUAAUUCAUAUUUUCAGAUGAAAACCUCAAUAUUCUUCUUCUCCCUUUUAACCGCUCUAUUUUCAACAAUUUCUUGUCAAAAAGAAGAAUAUAAAAUUGAUCUGGAAGAAUGUAAAGCGGCUGGAUUUGAACCGGAAACAUUGAAAUGUUCGACGUGUGAAAAAUUGACCGAUUUCAAUUUGGAAACACUUUUGAGCGAUUGUUUGGGAUGUUGUACGAAAGAAGAGGAAUUCAAGCAUAAGGUGAAGAGUUUUGGGCUUUGAAGCUAGAUUUACAGAGGGGAAGCUGGAAUUUUGAAUAUGACAUGGGAACUUGAAAAUUCAGUGUUUUUCUCAACCAAAAUUCAGAAAAUUUCUUCUUGAUUUUCAGCCAAAAAUUGACGAUGAUCGAAGUCCAUCAAUAUUUUGUAUUUUCUGGAAUUUUUUUAAUUUGAAAAAUUAUGACAACAUGAAUUUUCAGCUGAAAAAUAUAAUUUUUUGAGUAAAAAAAAGUUCCCUUGUUUAUUUUCAACUUGAAAUAAUCGAACAUUUUGUAAUUUUUCAUCAAAUUCCCUAAAACAAAAAUGAAAAUUCAAAAAUCGUAACGAAGUUAAGCAAAUUCAAAAACCCUUUAAUUUUUUCCAGACCUACCCCGUAGCAUUCCUCGAAGUUUGUGAAUGCAAUUUGGCUCGUUUCCCACAAGUUCAAGCUUUUGUUCACAAAGAUAUGGCAUCACAAUGGAAUGGAAAAGUAAAAGUGAGACAUGUGAGAGGAGUUCGACCACAAGUUGUAUUGAAAGAUUUGGAUGGAGUUACAAAAGAAACAUUGAGUGUUGAACAAUGGGAUACGGAUACACUUAUUGAUUUUUUCAAUCAAUGGAUCGAUUAG